Messenger RNA from Vombatus ursinus (common wombat), 5713 nucleotides. RefSeq names its product regulatory factor X1 (gene RFX1). The record is from RefSeq and is a predicted model, not a curated record. Gene Ontology annotation, cellular component: nucleus. Gene Ontology annotation, molecular function: RNA polymerase II cis-regulatory region sequence-specific DNA binding; DNA-binding transcription factor activity, RNA polymerase II-specific. The coding region runs from base 208 to 3750 and encodes 1180 amino acids. NCBI's taxonomy places the organism in Eukaryota, Metazoa, Chordata, Mammalia, Diprotodontia, Vombatidae. The transcript is spliced from 22 exons. Gene Ontology annotation, biological process: regulation of transcription by RNA polymerase II.
UCUCGCGGGAGUGAUGGACUCCACUUCCAGUCGGAGAGAAGUUCCGUUUGAUGGGCGUGGGUGCGGCUGAAUCGGGGCGCCGGCAGUUGGAGCCGGCGCUGAAGAGCGUGCCUAUAAGCCAGUAGUGUUGAGACGCUGAAAAACGGACAGCAGCAUCGCCCUAUCGCUUCCCGUGCCCCUUCCAAUCAGCGCAGGCACCGCCCCCUCAUGCCUGACGUAAGUAGGGUGGGUAGCAACAGUUGCCCCGGUGAAGGAAACGGAGGCGCCAUAGCCACGGUAGUCGUGGCGACCAAGCAACCCGGCAACGCGAGUCAACAACAACAACCGCCCCGGCCGACCCCCCCACCCCCCCUGCCCGGCUCCGGGACCCUGGCAAAUUCCACCCCCAAAAAAAAUCUUCUCCGAGGCCCCCCGGAAACCCCCUCGGCGGACAGAAGAGGGGGAAAGCUGAGGAAGCAAAAAAAAGCCUUAUUUAUUAUCAUUUUCCCCACUGUUGGCAUGGCAACACAGGCGUACGUUACUGAGCUUCAGGCGGCCCCGCAACCACCACAGCCUCAACAAGCCCCUCCACAGGCUCAGCCCCAGGCACCACCACCACCAGCGGCCCCUCAGCCACCACCACCACCACCACCACCACCACCACCACCGCCACCUGCCGCCGCCACUUCCCAGCCACAGUAUGUUAGUGAACUGCAGAGCCCACAGCCCCAACCUGCCAGCCAGAAACAGUAUGUGACUGAGAUCCCAGCCCCCUCAGCACAGUCACAGCCCAGUGGCCAGCCUGCCCCGACCCCGGCCCCCCAGCAGUUUAUCGUGGUGACGGUCUCGGAAGGGGCCAUGAGGGCCAGUGACACUGUCUCAGAAGCUAGCCCAGGCUCUACAGCCAGCCAAUCUGGAGUGCCAACACAGGUGGUCCAACAGGUCCAGGCCACACCGCAGCGGUUGCUGGUCCAAGCAAGUGUGCAGGCCAAGCCUGGUGCCGUGUCCCCUCUGCAGCUUACCAGCAUCCAAGUGCCCCAGCAGCGAUUGGUGGUGCAGAGCACAACCCAGGCCAGCAAAGGGGGGCCGGCUUCAUUAGCUGUUCAUAGUGUCCAACAGGUGCACUCUCCCCCAGAGCGUUCACCAGGACAGGGGAACAGCUCCACCAGCAAAGCUGGCUCCGUGCAGCAGCUCCAGGUGCACAGUGUCCAGGCCGUCCCUGUCUCACAAGAGAGAUCCGUCGUGCAGACCACUCCACAAACACCAAAAUCAGGCCCAGUGCAGCAGCUGACAGUACAAGGGUUGCAGCAGGUCCACGUCACUCAAGAGUGCUCAGGCAGUCAGUUUCCCGCUAGGAAGGGAGAGCAGCAGGAGCCAGCAGCAGAGCCGCCUGUGGUGCGGGCCGAGCGGGGCGAGCGGGCUGGAGAGGCGCCCCUGCUGUUAGAGUGCAGUAGCGAGACCCCGCAGUUAGGCAGCGGCAGCCCGGAGCCCCGGCUCUAUUACCUGCCCGCGGCGGCGGCAGCGGCAGCGGCGGCGGCGGCGGCGGUAGCAGCGGCCGAGCCCGGUUCUGAGCAGUGGGUGGAGCUGGUGCGCGUGCUCCCCCAGCAGCUGCUCCUGCCCCAGCAGAAAGUGGUGAUCGAGCCCCUACCGGGGCUCUCCUCCCGAGCCAGCCCCGACCAGAGAGUCAGGAUCCAGAGAGUCCCCCAGGUGCUAGUGUUCGGCACUGCAGCCACAGCGCUGAAAGUGCAACAGCUCCAGCAGGUGCCCGUGCAGCAUGUGUACCCCAGCCAGGUUCAGUAUGUGGAGGGCGGUGAUGCCAGCUACACAGCCAGCACCAUUCGCUCAGGUACCUACCCCUACACAGAGACACCACUAUACACCCAGAAUGCGGGCACCAGCUACUAUGAGUCCCAGGGCACAACCGCGCAGGUCAGCACACCUGCCACCUCACAAGCUGUGGCGAGUAGUGGCUCAGUGCCCAUGUAUGUGUCGGGUGGCCAGAUCGUCACCAACUCUAGUGGCGCAAGCAGCGGAGGGGGCGGCGGGGGCGGCGGGGGCGGCGCCGGCACCUACGUGAUCCAGGGCGGCUACAUGUUGGGCAGCUCCAGCCAGUCGUACUCUCAUACCACCCGUGCCUCACCAGCCACUGUCCAGUGGCUGCUGGAUAACUAUGAGACAGCUGAGGGUGUGAGCCUACCCCGAAGCACCCUCUAUUGCCACUACCUCCUGCACUGCCAGGAGCAAAAGUUAGAGCCCGUCAAUGCUGCCUCUUUUGGCAAACUCAUCCGCUCUGUUUUCAUGGGCCUCCGCACUCGCCGACUUGGCACCCGGGGGAACUCCAAAUACCAUUACUAUGGCCUGCGUAUCAAAGCCAACUCUCCACUGCUACGCCUGAUGGAGGACCAGCAGCACAUGGCCAUGCGGGGCCAGCCCUUCUCCCAGAAACAGAGGCUUAAACCAAUCCAGAAGAUGGAGGGCAUGACCAAUGGUGUGGCAGUAGGACAGCAGCAGGCAUCAGGCCUGUCCGACAUCAGUGCCCAAGUUCAGCAAUACCAGCAGUUCUUGGAUGCCUCAAGGAGCCUUCCGGAAUUCACUGAGCUUGACCUACAGGGCAAGGUGCUCCCUGAGGGGAUUGGACCUGAAGACAUCAAGGCCUUCCAGGUCCUGUACCGGGAGCAUUGUGAGGCCAUUGUGGACGUCAUGAUUAACCUGCAGUUUACACUAGUGGAGACCCUGUGGAAGACCUUCUGGAGGUAUAACCUCAAUCAGCCCAGUGAGACCACCCCCCUGACUGUCCACGAUGAAGCAGAGAAGCGGCUGCCCAAGAGCAGCCUGGUGCUCCUCUCUAAGUAUGAGCCUGUGCUCAAGUGGACCAAGGACUGUGACAACUUGCUGUACCAGGGCCUGGUGGAGAUCCUUAUCCCUGAUGUGCUGCGGCCCAUCCCCAGUGCCUUGACACAAGCAAUUCGGAAUUUUGCCAAGAGCCUAGAGAGCUGGCUCACCAAUGCCAUGAUGAACAUCCCUGAAGAGAUGGUUCGGGUGAAGGUGGCCGCAGCCAGUGCUUUUGCCCAAACACUUCGGCGCUACACCUCCCUCAAUCACUUGGCCCAGGCGGCCCGGGCUGUGCUUCAGAAUACGGCCCAAAUCAACCAGAUGCUCAGCGACCUCAACCGCGUUGACUUUGCCAAUGUGCAGGAGCAGGCCUCUUGGGUAUGCCGCUGUGAAGACCGUGUUGUGCAGCGGCUGGAGCAGGAUUUCAAGGUGACUCUUCAGCAGCAGAACUCGCUGGAGCAGUGGGCAGGCUGGCUGGAUGGCGUGGUGAGCCAGGUGCUCAAGCCCUACCAGGGCAGUGCCAGCUUCCCCAAGGCUGCCAAACUCUUCCUUCUCAAGUGGUCUUUCUACAGCUCCAUGGUCAUCCGAGACCUGACCCUGCGCAGUGCGGCCAGCUUUGGCUCAUUCCACUUGAUCCGCCUCUUGUAUGACGAGUACAUGUACUACCUGAUUGAGCACCGAGUGGCCCAGGCCAAGGGAGAGACACCCAUCGCUGUCAUGGGCGAGUUUGCCAACCUGGCCAGUUCCCUGAACCCCCUGGAUCCUGACAAAGAUGAGGAGGAAGAAGAGGAGGAAGAGAGUGAAGACGAACUGCCCCAAGAGAUCUCUCUCAACUCCAGUGAGUCGACUGCCCUCAGCUCAGAGCCCCUGGAGCCUCCAGCCAAGCUGGCAAGGACUGACGGACGGGGCAUCUUCGUGCAGGCCCUGCCCUCGAGCUAAAAGCCCUGGCUAUUUGCUGGGGCUUCCCAGGACUCUGGCCCUCAGAGGGCAGGGCAAGGGCUGUUUCAGGGGCCACCUACCCCAAACCCACCUUGUAGCUGUGGGAAUCCCAUGAGCCCGGGCUUCCAAAGGAGAAGCCUGGCCUCACCAGCCUUCUACCCUCCAUCCCUACUCUCCUUCCCUCAAGAGACACCAAAGUCCCAACCAGACUCCAGGCUUCCCUGUAGCUCAUGGGACUUGGCGUGUUUUUGCUCUGGCCCUCAUUGUGGGGCAGGAUGCACCCCUAGCUACUGAGUGGGGGGAGCAGGAGAGCUCCAAGCAGGGAAGGCAUUGGCCCUGCACCCCUUGCCCCUGCAAACCCACCCCUUCCUGUGGCCUUUGUUUGCCCCUGCGGGGUACGGGGGGUGGGUGGCAGCACAAUCCCAGGGCAAGAACCACUUGGCUGCACUGGAAGGAUUUGGGGGCAGAGCAGGGGAGCUGGCUCCUCAAUACUGCAAACACUGACACAAAAGACAAGACGUGCCUUAAGGAACAAACUGAGUGUCUUGGCUGGCAGCAGGCUCCCUGGGGCCAUAGGCAUGGCCUGGAGCAAGAGGGAGAGUGGACCAUCUUCUCUUCCCUGGGUACCUGCACAGGUCCAGAGCUGUGCCAAGCCUGGCCCAAGGGGCUGUCUGCCCUUGGCAGCUCCCUACAAUGGGCAUGGUGGCUCCCAGGUUUCUCUCGCCCUCUCCUACUCCCUGGAACUGAUUCCAAGCUCUGGCUUUGCACAGUGGCUUGCCCCCCACCCUCACCCCAGGCUGUCUGGGGCUUAGGGGAUGUUGAGCUGCCACCUCGGACACAGGUAGUAUGGGUAGGGGGAGGGGUCGCUGCUCUCUAUAAGAGCACUUGCUAAAGUGCAGAGGUCCCUGUCACCCCCCCAGAAUCCCCCCCUACCCCCCCAGUCCUCCUUGCUUCCCUUCUUGGUUUAAGUGCAAUUAAAGCAGUUCCGGGCACUGCUUUAGGUGAGGGCUUGUGGGUCAGGGCCCUGCCCAUCAAUCUCCUUCCCUGACCCCCCCCCCCCCAUUUGGCACCCUCUGCUGUGAGGGAGCAUUGCAGGCCUCCAUCAAGCCUUGGGAAAGGCCCUCUCCUUCACAGGCUGUACCUCCACCUCAGUACCCUUCCUCUGCCUCAUCCCACCUAGGCCUGGAGCUGUGACAGGACCCUCUCCCUCCCCAGGGGCAGGGGAGAGACAGUUGAUGCGGCGGAAUGAGCGGGAGAGGCUUCCUUGUUCCCUCCCAGCUUCCAAAGACCAGUGCUAGAUUGACACUGCCCCAAGAGCUGCCAGCCUACCCCAGCUCAGGGAGCUAAGGCCAAGGUGCCUCCUCCCAAGUGUGGCCAGCCUCCCCUGGAGCAGGUGGGCCAGCAGGGGCCUGGGUAGCCCUCACUCAUAAAGAUCACCCCCACCCCCCUUACCCCCUCAACAGCUGCCCUCUACGAUGCUGGUUUGUCAUGGAACCUUCUUAGCUAUUCUAGUUUUCCAGAGAUCUGUGCUUUUGUAAUGUAAUGAUCUAACCCUCUCUCUAAACCACAUAACUAUUGUGCGAUUUGUGAGCGAUACCCACUCCAGAGUUGGUAGCUGUUGGGGUUUUUCCAACCAUCAUGGCCUUAUUUGUUCCAAUUUUUUCAGUGUUUUCAACAUGUGAGAUAGAUGUUUAUGGCAAAACAAAAAACAAAAACAAAAAAAAACCUGACCUUAUUGUAUAAAAAAAAAAUCACUAUUUUGUGUGCUCCAAGUGCAGCAGCUGAGGGGACUGGCCCCCCACUCUGCUGGUGGCUGGUGCCACCCUGGGCCCGGGCAGCCAGGCCCUCUUCCCCGUGGUGGUGAAAGUGUCAAAGCGUGUGGUAGUCUAGAGAGCCCAAGCUGUUUUCUACCUUUUUGUAGUCUUUCUUAAAACACAAUAAAUUCUGCUGUGUUCUUUGGCUA